Messenger RNA from Phymastichus coffea, 3546 nucleotides. Its product is annotated as G-protein coupled receptor dmsr-1. The transcript is spliced from 5 exons. The record is from RefSeq and is a predicted model, not a curated record. Gene Ontology annotation, biological process: G protein-coupled receptor signaling pathway. Gene Ontology annotation, cellular component: membrane. Lineage: Eukaryota; Metazoa; Arthropoda; Insecta; Hymenoptera; Eulophidae. Gene Ontology annotation, molecular function: G protein-coupled peptide receptor activity. Bases 151 to 1353 code for a protein of 400 amino acids.
CUAGAGCUUGCGCAAGCUCUUUUGACGUCGAAAUUAACUAAGUGAAUGGAUACCUGUUGCCUAUGUACACCGUUCCACUCGAGCGAUCAAUCAUAAGCAAUCACCCAGCCGUGGCAAGCUCAGAUGGAACUAGGCUGAUCGGCAAGCUCUAUGAUGCGCCUUGCGAAGGCGAACACCAGCUACACGGAUAUCCUGUUCGAGCAGUUCAAUAUCACGGCGGAGGACCUGGACUACCUGAACAAUUUCAUGGUCGACCCGUCCAACGAUCCGCACUCGUGUGGGCCGUGCUACUGCGACAGCUGGGUGCGCAAGUACGCGGUCACCUAUCGAGCCUACCACGGCUACGCGGCCCUGCUGGUCUGCGGCUUCGGCACGCUGGCCAACCUGCUUAACCUGGCGGUGCUCACGCAGAAGGACCUGCGCGCCGCGCCCAUCAACAGGAUCCUCACUGCCCUUGCGGCCGCGGACGUGCUGGUGAUGCUAGAGUACGUGCCGUUCGCCAUCUACGACUACAUCUAUCUGCCAGAGCGCCGGAUCUUCCCCUACGCCUCGGCGGUCUUUAUCCUCUUCCACAUGCACUUCAGCCAGCUGCUGCACACCAUCAGCAUCGCCCUCACGCUCAGCCUAGCCAUCUGGCGCUACAUCGUCGUCAGGUUCCCGCAGCGCAGUCGUACCUGGUGUACGCCGGCGCGCUGUCGCAUGGCGCUACUGGGUAGCCUCAUGGCAGCCACUCUCGCCUGCACGCCCAGCCUCUUUGUUUUCGGGAUCAAAGGAGAGCUGACGACUGAGGACGGCAAGCCGGAAAUACUUUACCACGUGGACUCCAGUCGCGGACGGGGCGACGAUCGCGGGCGCCUCUAUCGGCUUAACUUUUGGCUGCUAGGCGUUCUCAUCAAAUUGCUACCGUGUCUCGUGCUCACGGUAAUUAGUUGCCGACUCAUUCAAGCACUCUACAGCAGCGCCAAGGCACGCAAACGACUACUUUGUCCGCCGGUCGGCGCAAUAGCAAUGUCGCAGGUGUCGAGUCGCACGGAGCGACGCGCCGACCGCACGACCCGAAUGCUCGUGGCCGUGCUCCUGCUGUUCCUCAUCACCGAGAUACCGCAGGGCGUGCUGGGCCUGCUGUCGGCGGUGCUCGGCGACUGCUUCUUCCGCAGCUGCUAUCACAGCCUCGGCGAGAUCAUGGACAUCUUGGCGCUGUUCAACGGGGCCAUCAACUUUAUCCUCUACUGCUCGAUGUCGCGCCAGUUCCGUACCACCUUCGGCCGGCUGUUCAAGCCCAACCUGAACGUCGGCAAGUGGCAGCAGACCCCCGGCACUCGCCAGACCGACAUUCACACCUCCUACGUCUGAUAGCGCUGACGUGAAUUCUUGCGAACGUGCUAGCCAACUUCGAGGCUCAACCCCUGAAUGAAUUCCGCCGUGAUUGAAGUGCGGGAGAGGCAGAACGCGAGCCGAGAGCGGCCCUCUGUCGAUCUUCCUCGCCGUUGUCUACCUCGGGCGAACGACAGCCAGACAGAACGCGUCGUAGCGCGCAUCCUCACUCCCAACGGAGUUUUUGUGAUAGAUACUACUACUUACGCGACUCCGCCGCGUUACACGCCAAAUUGCCCUCCGCGUUGUACAUAGACUCGUUGGUUGUCCCUUUUGUAAACUGCCUCACGAGCAACGAAACGGCCUCGUAUGCCCGUCGAUUCGCGUCCCGGAUGUUUUCUAAGAAACCCAAUGAAAAGUACGAAAAAACCAAACCGAAAUAAUAGAAGAAAAGGGGCUCAACCUUGCUCGGAUCUACAGUUGUUGACCCCACUGAAACAUCCCUAUUCUAUAUAUACUGAACCCCACCAACUCGCGUCCGAAAUCUUUACAAAAUCCGAUUGUAUUGUUGUGAUGUUAAUAAAUAUUGCAUUCAUUAUUAUAUUAGUAUGGCUUUCUUUAUUUUUCCAGCUAUGAGUUGAUUGUUUACUGGAUCGAAACAAAAUUAAUCGGACUUUCCAAUCUCUGGCUUAAUCAAUGUAACGAUAUCGUGUAUCUGGCGAGCUGUUAGGGCAUCGAUAAGGGGUCACUUUGCUAAAUUAUUCCUAGAGUAUUAAUUUUUAUUCGAGGAUGAAGAGUAAUAUACAGCAAACUGUCCAUGUUUGAUCAUUCGAAAAAAGAUGAUAUCUGUACUUUAUCGUGAGCGAGUCAAAAAUUGAAUGUACCUAUUCAACGAUCAUUCAACAAUUAAUACGUAUCCAUAAUAAUGCUUCACGUUAUUUUGUUCUGCAUUGGCUAAGUUUAUAUUUCACCGACUUGAAAUAGUGAAUAUUAUUCUUUUUAUCAGAUAAGAAUUGAGUAAAGCAAUGAAAUAGAUGUUUGUUAUCUCUAAUAGUAAAAUAGCGUCUUUUCUUAUGUCUUUAUCGACAAUGUUGCUCGUUCAGAUUCUUAAUCGCUAGGAAAAGUAAGUGAUUACCAUCCCGGAGUGGCUGAUACAUCUUUAAUCAAGUGAAAAUUGUCACCCAAGGCAUUCAUUAUACCGUAAAUGGAUUAAAUUACCUUUGCCGGUAACCCAUCAAAACGUCGACACGAGAUAAACUGCGAUUGCAGCCGUAUUUCUUUCAUGAUAAAAAUCUUUGGCUUUGGCAAUCUCAAACUAGGAACCAUCUCAAGAGACUUCGUUCUGACGGAAAAUAAACGAUAGCGUUAUUUGUUACUUUUCAGUCGGUAUAAUCAGUCGAUUAACAAAAAUUUCGCCAAACAAUAAUAACACACAGGUUGUUAUUGUUUCCCCGGUUUAAAAUAAAGCUGCUAAAUACAACCCCACAAGCAUUUUCAUCUUUCAAAGAAAAAGAAAAAAUACGUAUUAAUACGUGUCAUCCUAAUUUUCGUUGGCCCGCAAGGAAAAACAACGAUAUAACAAGGUCGCUGUAUACGUGCGCAGCCUGAAAGCCGGUGAUUGCUUAAUUUAACGCGGUGAUACAAGCGGCUUCUCUAAUAAAAUUUCGUCGUGUGUAACCGAAAAAAGUUAUUAUCGUUAACUGUCUAAAAGACAGGCAGGCCUGUCUGUAUUAAUUAAAGUUGGUCAGGGCGUAAAUCGUAUAAUUUGACGCGCGCCAUCGCAAAUAUAAAUAGGAGAGUUACAGUUUGUCGAAAAACUCCGUCCCUUCGUCGAGCGCACGAGUGAUCCGCGAUGCCUUGACACGGCUUACGAGUGACUCUCGAGCACGCGACUACCAUACAAACUUUUUUUCUUUAUAGACCGACAACAAUUCACGUCUAUGGACUAAGUUGUAAUCAACUCGCGCGAGCUUAAAGCCAGGCGUACUAAUUCUAGACUAUCGAUGUUAUGAUAGGGGAAAUGAAGCGUCGUGACAACUUCAUUAAUUAUGCGACGUGCGGUAAAAGUGAGUAGCACAUAUAUGUCAAGCCAAGUUCAAUUGUCGUUAGUGAUGUGUCGCGCACAGUAAAUCGAUCCACCAUUUAGAUAAAACGAGAGCGCGUCCCUCUCUCGAAUAAAGAAGGGCCGCGUGGCCUCAUAAUAGACCGUCUCAUGAAUAAUGUAUUCUUCGG